AUGGCGUCUCCGCAGGGGGGGGCAGGAGAUGGUGUUGAGCCAGACUUUUCCAUGCAGCGGUCCCGAUGGGCUACUCGGAAGUUGACGGUGAAGAGCAGCUCCAUAAAGCGUCUCUCGCUAAUGGGGAGGAAACACACCAACAAGGGCAUGGCGAACGAGAAGAAGAGGGCAUCUGGAGGGACCGACGCCUUGCCGCCCGCCGAUGAGGAGCAAAAAGAUGACACCAGUGUCGAGGAGGAGGUCUUCGAUGGCCCGGGGCCGAGGCAGCUAUUCUUCAACAACCCUCUGCCGCCCGAGCUUCAGGACGAGGACGGGUACCCGUUGCAGCAGUACACGCGAAACAAGAUUCGAACCGCCAAAUACACGCCGCUCUCUUUCGUUCCCAAGAACCUGUUCUUCCAGUUCCAAAACAUCGCCAACAUUUUCUUCCUCUUCCUCGUUAUUUUAGUUAUCUUCCCUAUUUUCGGCGGUGUCAAUCCCGGGCUCAAUGCCGUCCCCCUAAUAUUUAUUAUCUGCGUCACGAUGAUCAAGGACGCCAUUGAAGACUACCGACGGACGAAUCUCGAUAACGAGCUCAACAAUGCGCCCGUUCACCGGCUGUUGGGCAAGAAGAACGUCAACGUGCGGGAGGAUAAUGUCUCGGGGUGGCGGAAGUUCAAGAAGGCCAACUCCCGCUUCUUCGGCUCAAUAUGGCGCGCGAUGGAGGGGCUGUGGAAGAAGGACGAGCCAGGCCACCAGACCUUCAAGACGGCCGACCCACGCAUGUCUAUCGAGACAAGGACCACCCCUUGGGAACCCGUUGCUUCGCCGCAUUCUCGCCAAUCGGUCGCCUCGGCACAUGAAGAUAUCCAAAUGACGCCAGUGCCGUCGCCCUUGCCCCGCGACGCCGAUAUGCCCACGAUCUCGUCCUCGAUGGGAAAUGAGGCGCUGCUCUUGCAAAAUCUCAAGGGCGACCUGAUCAACAAAGAGGUGCCCAUCUCGGGAGAUGCGAGGUUUCACAGAGAUGCUUGGAAGAGCUUGGUGGUCGGGGACUUCGUGCGCAUUUACAACGACGACGAACUCCCCGCGGACAUCAUCAUUCUGUCGACGUCGGAUCCAGAUGGCUCUUGCUACGUGGAGACGAAGAACUUGGACGGCGAAACUAACCUCAAGGUUCGAUCGGCUCUGCGAUGCGGGCGGACGCUAAGGCAUGCUCGCGACUGUGAACGGGCCCAGUUCGUCAUCGAUAGCGAGCCGCCGCAGUCGAAUCUCUACAAAUAUAACGGCGCGAUCAAGUGGCAACAGCAAGUUCCCUGGGACCCCAAGGCCGAGCCGAGGGAGAUGUCGGAGCCCGUCGGUAUCGACAACAUGCUUUUGCGGGGUUGCAACCUCCGGAACACGGAAUGGGCGCUCGGUGUCGUUGUCUUCACCGGUCAUGAUACAAAGAUCAUGAUGAACGCCGGUAUCACGCCCAACAAGCGGCCCCGUAUUGCGAGAGAGCUAAACUUCAACGUCAUCUGCAACUUCGGCAUCCUUCUCGUCAUGUGUCUGAUCUCGGCGCUCGCGAACGGCAUCGCCUGGGCUAAAACGGACGCCUCCUUGACCUGGUUUGAGUACGGGUCUAUCGGAGGGACCCCGGGUUUGACUGGUUUCAUCACCUUCUGGGCCGCCCUCAUUGUUUUCCAGAACUUGAUUCCGAUCUCGCUCUACAUUUCGCUAGAAAUUGUGAGGACCGCGCAAGCAUUCUUCAUCUACAGUGACAUUGGGAUGUAUUACGACAAGAUCGACCAGCCUUGCAUCCCCAAGUCGUGGAACGUCUCCGACGACGUCGGUCAAAUCGAAUACAUCUUCUCGGACAAGACGGGCACUCUAACACAGAACGUCAUGGAGUUCAAGAAGGCGACCAUCAACGGGCAACCGUACGGCGAAGCGUAUACCGAAGCCCAAGCUGGUAUGAACAAGAGAUUGGGCGUCGACGUCGAGGAGGAAGCGAAGACGAUCCGUGCCGAGAUCGCCGAGGCCAAGGUCAGAGCACUUCGUGGACUUCGGCAACUUCACGGCAACCCGUAUCUUCACGAUGAAGACCUAACCUUUAUCGCUCCCGAUUUCGUCGAUGACCUCGCCGGUAAGCACGGCCCUGAACAACAACAAGCGAACGAACAAUUCAUGCUGGCCCUUGCCGUCUGCCACACCGUUAUUGCCGAGAAGCAGCCAGGGGACCCCCCAAAGAUGCUUUUCAAGGCUCAGUCUCCGGACGAGGCGGCCCUGGUGGCCACAGCGCGUGACAUGGGGUUCACUUUUCUCGGCUCGUCAAACGAAGGGAUUAACGUAAACGUCAUGGGCACUGACAGACACUACACCGUCCUUAAUACCAUCGAGUUUAACUCGAGCAGGAAAAGGAUGAGUGCGAUUGUGAAGAUGCCGGAUGGCCGGAUUUUGCUCUUCUGCAAAGGCGCCGAUAGCAUCAUCUAUGCUCGUCUGAAGAAGGGUGAGCAGGCCGAACUCCGGCUAGAAACGGCGAAGCAUCUCGAGUUGUUUGCCGUUGAGGGUCUCCGGACGCUUUGCAUCGCUCAAAAAGAGCUUACGGAGGAGCAGUACCGCGAGUUUAGGAAAGAACACGACGUAGCCGCCACGGCGCUAGAAAACCGCGAGGAGAAGCUCGAGGAAGUGGCCGAUAAGAUCGAGCGGGACCUCACCUUGUUGGGCGGAACUGCUAUCGAAGAUCGUCUCCAGGACGGCGUUCCGGACACGAUCGCGCUGUUGGGUGACGCCGGGAUCAAGCUCUGGGUGCUCACGGGCGACAAGGUCGAGACAGCCAUCAACAUCGGCUUCUCCUGCAAUCUGCUGAACAACGACAUGGAUCUCAUCCGUCUCCAGGUCAAUGAAGACGAAGCUAGCAUGGCGACCGAGGAGGAGUACCUGGCGAUUUGCGAAGAGCAACUCAACAACGGCCUGGCAAAGUUCCAUAUGACGGGCAGCGACGAAGAGCUGAAGAAGGCCAUGAAAGACCACGAGGCCCCCGCCGCCACACACGCGCUCGUCAUCGACGGCUUCACGCUUCGCUGGGCGCUGAGCGAUUCCCUGAAGCAAAAGUUCUUGCUGCUGUGCAAACAAUGCAAGUCGGUGCUCUGCUGCCGUGUCAGCCCCGCACAGAAAGCUGCCGUCGUCGCCAUGGUAAAGAAGGGGCUCGAUGUCAUGACUCUCUCGGUAGGAGACGGCGCCAACGACGUGGCCAUGAUCCAGGAGGCGGACGUCGGCGUGGGUAUUGCCGGUCUUGAAGGGCGCCAAGCCGUCAUGUCGGCCGACUACGCCGUCGGCCAGUUCCGUUUCUUGCAGAGAUUGGUGCUGGUCCACGGCAGGUGGUCGUAUCGGCGCUUGGCAGAGUCGAUCAGCAACUUCUUCUACAAGAAUAUGGUGUGGACGUGGUCCAUCUUCUGGUACCAGGCCUUUACCGAUUUCGACAUCUCGUACAUUUUCGAGUACACGUACAUCCUCCUGUUCAACCUCUUCUUCACAUCGGUCCCAGUUAUCCUUAUGGGCGUCUUGGAUCAAGAUGUGAGCGAUACGGUGUCGCUGGCGGUGCCCCAGCUCUACCGCCGCGGAAUUGAGCGGAAGGAGUGGACUCAAACUAAGUUCUGGUUAGUGGCGUAUAUGGUUGACGGCAUCUACCAGUCCGUCCUGAGCUUUUUUAUCCCGUACAUCUUCGUCAUCCUCACAACUACGGGGUCCGCAAGCGGGCUUGAUGUCUCGGAGCGCACACGGCUAGGGUGUUAUAUUGCCCACCCGGCUGUCCUCACCAUCAACGCCUACAUCCUUAUCAACACAUACCGGUGGGAUUGGCUUAUGCUUCUCGUCGUUCUCAUCAGUGACGUCUUCAUCUUUUUCUGGACCGGCGUGUACACGUCGUUCACCUACGCCGCCGGGUUCUAUCAGGCCGCCCCGCAAAUCUACGCGGAGUUGACCUUCUGGAUGUGCCUGAUCGUCACUCCAGUCAUCUGCCUCCUGCCGCGCGUUGUGAUCAAGGCCAUGCAGAAGCAGCUGUUCCCUUACGACGUGGAUAUCAUCCGCGAGCAAGCCAAGCGCGGCGACUAUGCCGAUGCCGACGCGGCAGCUGCCGCCGCCGUGAGCGCGACCGAAGGUAUCGAAGACUCAUCAGCCAAAUCGUCGUCCUCGUCAGGCAAGCUGUCCGGGCGGAGCAGGAAGGCGAAGCACGCCCAAUACGCGAGCGUCGACGAGGACAGACGGCCAAUCUACCCGCCCUCGAUCGCAACGCACAACACACGCACGCAGAACGGGAGCGACGGGACGACGUACAUCAUGAGCCGGGCCUCGGCCGAGCUCCAGCUCCAGCAACAGCGGGACCAGCAGCAGCUGCAGCUGCAGCAGCAGCAGGAUGAGAUCGGGGCGGAGCCGGAACGCGCUGCCACGCGGCCGUCGAUAGACCGCUGCAGGCCGUCGUACGACAGGGUACGGCGGUCGAUGGACCGGGUGCGCCCCAGCUUCGAGGCCAGUAACGACUUCACCUCGGCGGCGCGCCUGAGCAGGAUCGAAUCGACGCAUUCGGCGCAGGGGCUCCCGGGCCAGCGGCGGUUCAACCUGACGACGGUGAGGAAGCGGGGGUUGUCUGCUUUCUCCAAGAAGAGUAUUGAUCCAUGA
Molecule: messenger RNA, 4635 nt
Organism: Chaetomium fimeti
Lineage: Eukaryota; Fungi; Ascomycota; Sordariomycetes; Sordariales; Chaetomiaceae
Exons: 3
Coding region: 1-4635 (1544 amino acids)
Biological process (GO): phospholipid translocation
Cellular component (GO): plasma membrane; trans-Golgi network
Molecular function (GO): ATP hydrolysis activity; magnesium ion binding; ATPase-coupled intramembrane lipid carrier activity
Source: RefSeq, a predicted model, not a curated record